GCAUUGAAUGCUGUUAUGACUCGCGAUUUGCGAUUAGAUUCUGUUACUGAGGCCUAACUCUAUGGCUUAUAUCACGGAGUCUGCGAUUACAGUGUAGAAGCACUUGAGAGCCAAUUAUAUAUAGCUAUACCUCUACCUCUCAAUCAGCUUCACAUUUAAGUCCAAUUCCUACUGUCAGUCGUGAACACCAUUCAAAUCAUUCACAACAACAUUGAAUUGAAUUGAAAGUCACUUCAAAAACAAAUCUCUCUUCACAUCGAAAAUGUCUGUCAAAACGGAUGCCGACCGCAGGAAACAGAUAUCUGUGCGCGGAAUCGCCGACGUUGGGAAUGUGACUGAAAUGAAGAAGUCUUUCAACCGUCACCUCCACUACAGUCUCGUAAAGGACAGGAAUGUGUCGACGGCUCGCGACUACUACUACGCUCUCGCCCUCACAGUCCGCGACCAUCUCGUCUCCCGUUGGAUCAGAACUCAGCAAAACUACUACGAAAAGGACCCAAAACGCGUUUACUACCUGUCCCUGGAAUGGUAUGUCGGAAGACAGCUGACAAAUACCAUGAUUAACAUCGACGUACAGACAGCUUGUGAUGAAGCACUGUAUCAGUUGGGACUCGACAUCGAAGAGUUGGAAGAGUUAGAAGAAGACGCGGGACUCGGAAAUGGAGGUUUAGGUCGUUUGGCCGCCUGUUUCCUCGACUCGAUGGCCACUCUGGGAAUCGCUGGCUAUGGAUAUGGUCUUCGCUAUGAAUACGGAAUAUUCACUCAGAAGAUAGAGAACUGCGAACAAGUGGAACAACCGGACGAUUGGUUGCGCUUUGGUAACCCCUGGGAAAAGGCCAGACCUGAAUACCUGAUUCCCGUCAACUUAUACGGUAGAGUUGAGAAGACAGACACCGGCUCCAAAUGGGUGGACGCCCUCACUAUCUAUGCAAUGCCUUACGACAGUCCAGUUCCCGGUUUCCGCAAUAAUGUGGUCAAUACGAUGCGAUUAUGGACCGCAAAGUCUCCGACGAGUUUUAAUUUGAAAUUCUUUAAUAACGGCGACUAUAUUCAGGCCGUUCUCGACAGGAAUGCCGCUGAAAAUAUUACUCGAGUUCUGUAUCCAAACGAUAAUGUAUUUGAAGGCAAAGAGUUACGUCUAAAACAAGAGUACUUCUUAUGCGCGGCUACUCUUCAAGACAUUAUCAGGCGUUACAAGUCAUCGAAAUUUGGUUCCCGAGAACACGUCAGGAAUUCUUACGACGCUUUCCCUGAAAAGGUUGCCAUACAAUUGAAUGACACCCACCCGGCUCUGGCUAUACCUGAGCUCAUGAGGAUUCUGAUGGACACCGAAGGUGUCACUUGGGACAAGGCGUGGGAAAUCACUAUAAAGACAUUUGCUUACACUAACCAUACGGUGCUUCCCGAAGCGAACGAGCGCUGGCCCUGCAGUCUACUUGAAUAUGUACUGCCAAGACAUAUGCAAAUCAUUUAUGAGAUCAAUCAAAGACAUUUGGAUGCAAUCAGUAAAUUAUAUCCCAAUAAUAUGGAUAAACUGAAGGCUUUAUCUCUGAUCGAAGAGGAGCCCGAAAAGAAGGUGAAUAUGGCACACCUGGCCAUUGUGGGCUCGCACUCCAUCAACGGUGUCGCAGCCAUCCAUUCAGAUAUUAUAAAGAGGGAGACAUUCAAAGACUUCUACGAACUCUCGCCCGAAAAGUUUCAAAACAAGACGAAUGGAGUGACGCCCCGGCGCUGGCUGUAUAUGUGUAAUCCUAAUCUGUCGGAUCUAAUCAGUAGUAAAAUUGGAGAGGAAUGGAUGGUUCAUUUGGAUCAGCUCCAGAAGUUGAAGCCAUUGGUGAAUGACCCCACGUUCGUGAGGGCCGUUCAGACU
Molecule: messenger RNA, 1870 nt
Organism: Oppiella nova
Lineage: Eukaryota; Metazoa; Arthropoda; Arachnida; Sarcoptiformes; Oppiidae
Source: the annotation of a GenBank genome assembly